AUGGCAGGCCAAGCACCAGCACCCGCGCUAUACAAGAACAUCAUCAUUUCAGGCGGUGCACGAGGCAUCGGUCGAGCAUUGACUCGGAUGAUGCUCGAAGCUGGCCACCACGCCUACAUCUUCGACAUCGAUGAAGACGAGCUCGAACACACCACCAAAGUCCACCUCAAGCAGUACUACGCCGAUGGUAGGCUUGGUUCGGCGAUCUGCGACCUUCGCGACGUCGAAGACAUCCGUGCCAAAGUCAAAGAGGCGGCCAAGUUCUUCAACGACCGCAUUGAUGUGUUGAUCAACAAUGGCGGAAUCGCGUCUCCGCAGUGGAAGGAUGGCAAGACCAUGGAGGACCUCUCGACCAUUGAUGAGUGGAAAGCGUACAUCGACACCAACCUCACUGGUCCCUUCGCCAUGUCACAAGCUUGUAUCCCCUACAUGAAAGCCCGAGCAUCUGAUGUUGAACACGGCGCACACAUCCAGAACGCCAACAACUCCAGUCCUGCAGGCCCAUGCAUCAUCCACAUCGGCUCCUUCCGUGCACAUCAGUCUGACCCGAACCAGGAAGGCUAUGCUUCAAGUAAAUCAGGUCAGCUUGGUUUGAUGCACUCCAUGGCAAUCAGCCUGGGUAGCCUGGGCAUUCGAGUCAACCUUAUCGCCCCCGGACGCAUCAAGGUCGCACACGAGAGCAAGGAAGGCGAUGAGAACGGGGCUGACUGGGCAGGCCAGAUUAGUGAGAAGGACGUCUCUGACCACCCGACCAACAGGGCUGGAAGGCCGAAGGAUAUCGCUGAUGCUGCGUUGUACCUCAUCGAGGCAGGCUUCGUGACCGGUCAGGACAUUACUGUUGAUGCCUCAUGCUACCUUACGCAACCGCCGAACCCUGAACUCCUCGAGCCCAAGAACAAACAUACAAAGCCUCCUGCGGAGUUCAAUAGAACCGAGUUCUUGAGAACAAAAGACAUGUCGUGCAGCGUUGAGGUCGUCACAACGCCUACGGCCGAUACGCCGGGAACAACGCUCGUGCUGCGGACGGCAAGCAAGCACUAUGUUUUCGGCAACCUGGCAGAGGGCACCCAGCGGGCGAUGGUGCAGCAGGGCACACGUCUGCUGAAGGCGCAAGAUUUCUUCAUGACAGGCAGGACAGAGUGGAAGAACAUGGGUGGAUUGAUUGGCAUGAUGCUCACAUUGGCCGACUCGACCACCAGCUCUUACACCACCGCCAUGGAUACCUUUCGUCUGGCUCAAGAGCGGGGAAAGAAAGGCGAAGCACCCGCGAAGCCGCACUUCGACAUAUACGGACCCCCGAAUCUGAAACAUACACUAGCAACGUGUCGGAGGUUCAUAUUCAGAAAGGGCAUACCCAUCAAUGCGACCGAGUACGUGAAACAGUCACCCGAGAAGGACGGCAAUGGUGCUAUAGUUCCGACGUGGGAGGACGAGAACAUCAAAGUUUGGGCUCUCUCAGUAGCGCCUGUCAACUCUGAAGUCGAUGCGCAAGCGGAGGCUGAUUUGGAGACGCGGCGACGGAACUUCGAUGAACACGAGAAUACGUUUGACGGACUCCAGGCUCCCGAAAAUGAGAGCCCGGAAGACCGCGAGUUGAGGUACGACCGGAUACGGACAGCGACCAUCAAGUUCAUGUUCGAUUCGAAUUGGAAGAUGGAUACACUGGCAGAACGCCAUAUUUCUGAGGUACAAAUGCCUGCUGCCAUGUUCGUUCGUAACCCCGAUACACACGGCUUCUCGACCUACCAAGGUCCAAAGCCAGGGGGCAAAGAGCCUCUUCCUGACAUUAAAGUCUGGACCCGGACGCCGUGGCCUGGCGCUAUGAUUCUAGCGCUACCACCGACUAGGCCAGCACCAGAGUGUGUUUCCUACAUCGUGCGAUCGCAUUCAGCUCGUGGUCAGUUCGACGUCGCACGCGCGAAAGCGCUAGGUGUCAAACCAGGACCGGAUUUCGGAAAGCUCACCAAUGGCAUAUCGGUACCGAACGCGGAGGGCGAGAUGAUUACCCCAGAUCAGGUCAUGGGCGCUGAUAGGCCCGGUCAGGGCAUCGCCAUCUUGGACAUCCCCUCAGUUGCAUACAUUGAGAGCACUCUUCAACGAGAAGAGCUUAGCUCUCCAGAGGUUAUGACUGACAUUCGAGCUAUCGUUUGGAUGCUUGGUCCCGGCGUCGUAGGUCACCCGGAUCUACUCAAUUUCAUGAACAAGAUGGACAACGUAGAACACGUAAUAUCGUCUCUAGAUACUGCGCCGAAUCGCAUCGCAAACGACUCGGUAGCAGGACAAGCUACGCGACUUGGGCAGAUUGAUCCUUCAAGAUAUCGCACACCCGUUUUCGACAACACUACUGUACCGCAGACAAGUAUAUACAGGACUGGCAUGUCGACAGCGUCGUCGUUGCCCUCCGGAGCCAUCCGCGCUGACCGAGGUUUUGGCUUUAAUCUCAUGCCACAGUUUGCCACAAAGAAAAACACCAUAUCUAGUCACUUCGUGCCCAAUGAGGUGGAGCUUACAACCCCACCUGAGGUUCUCGAGUUGGCUCAGAAAGCUCAAGCCGAGGUCAAAAGCAAAAGCAGAGAGAUGCAGAUAUGGGGUAAGCUACUAGCGCGUCGUGACACUGAGGUAACGACACUCGGAACAGGUUCUGCCCUACCGUCCAAGUACCGUAAUGUAUCUUCCACAUUGGUGCGUGUUCCUGGCAUCGGCAACUACCUCUUGGAUUGCGGAGAGAACACGUUGGGUCAGCUUUCAAGGGUCUUUCCCCACGAAGAGCUUGUCGAUAUCUUCAAGAAUCUGCGUAUGAUCUGGAUCAGUCACUUGCAUGCCGAUCACCACCUAGGCACAGCAGCAGUGAUUCGUGCUUGGUAUCAAGUAGCACACAAUGCUGUUCCAAACUCCCAGCCCCUGGACCCUUCCGCGAGCAACAUAGACCCUAGCGCAUACGGUCUUGCCGUCAUAUCUCACAGCGGUAUGCUCCAAUGGCUUAACGAAUACUCAGCCAUCGAGGACUUUGGCUACAGUCGAAUUCUUCCUCUUCAGAUCACUCCCAACGAAUACAAGAAUGGCUCAAGGUUGUCUAUACUGAACUCGUUCGGAAAGACACUAUCUGAGAAUGCAGCCAUACCGAAAGAACAGUAUGAGAAACUAUUUGGCUUCAACGAAAUACAAGCUUCCAGAGUUGCGCAUUGCCACGGUGCCAUGGCUGUUUCGAUCACAUUCCCACGUGACCCAGCAGACCUUGAACAAAUCAAGCCACUCAAGGUCAGCUACUCAGGCGAUUGCAGACCAAGCGGCCACUUCGCCAAGAUCGGAGUAGACACCACAGUCCUCAUCCACGAAGCGACUUUCGAUGACGAGCUACAAGGCGACGCAAAGGCCAAGAAACACUCCACCACUUCCGAAGCACUCGGUAUCGGCGCGGCGAUGAACGCGAAAUCAGUAGUCCUCACGCAUUUCAGCCAGCGCUACCAGAAAAUCCCCGUCCUGCAAACCGUCACGGAUGGCGAGGAAGCAGACCCACUUCUCAACCCCCAAGAAGUCGCCGAAGACGUGCCCAUGGAAGACGACGACGCCGAAGUCGACCCCACAACCGAAAACGCAGACAACAUGGACAUGCACCCCAGCAUCCCCUCUUCUACAGCCCCUGCCCCGGGCCCAGCAAAACCCAUACCCUCCCUCCCUAAGGAAACUUCGUCCUCGCUCCAGGAAAACGCCCGCGUCAUCAAGGUGCGCAACAAGGAUAUGAAGGUCGCUAUUGCAUUCGACUACAUGCGCGUCAAGAUUGGCGAGAUAUGCGAGAUGGAGAACUUUAAUGAUGCGCUCAAUGAGUUGCUCGUCAAGGAUGAGGAUGCGGAUGCUGCGUUGGAGCCGGCUGCGAAUGGAAAGGGGAAUGGGAAGAGGGCGAGUGAGGAUGAUGGGGAGGGGAAGGGGGGGAAAGGGAAGAAGGCGAAGAAGGGGAAGGAGAAGAGUAAGAGGAAUAACUGA
Messenger RNA from Alternaria ventricosa, 3981 nucleotides. RefSeq lists its product as uncharacterized. The record is from RefSeq and is a predicted model, not a curated record. Gene Ontology annotation, molecular function: 3'-tRNA processing endoribonuclease activity. Gene Ontology annotation, cellular component: mitochondrion. The transcript has 2 exons. Gene Ontology annotation, biological process: mitochondrial tRNA 3'-end processing. NCBI's taxonomy places the organism in Eukaryota, Fungi, Ascomycota, Dothideomycetes, Pleosporales, Pleosporaceae. The coding region runs from base 1 to 3981 and encodes 1326 amino acids.